GUGGCGCCUGCUGGCAGCUCAGUGAGCCUCUGUGAGCGCAGCGCGCGGCGCGGCUACCUGCGCUCAGAUUGGGAUUAGGAUUGAUGAAGGGCUUGAAUUAGAGACGGCUGCUGGUCUCGCUGCGGGACGUUUAGGAUUUGACGCCUCAGGGGCUGCAGACGAUGCCUGUCCGGGGAUAUUCAGCCGCUUUUCUUCCUGUGUCUCUGAGGGUAUUGCUUCUUGUGCUCGCAGGGUCUCCGGUCCAAAGCCAGGAGGAUUCUCAAUCCGACAACAAAGUGAUGGACAACAUCACCGCCCGGCAAGGAGAGACGGUCUUCCUCAGGUGUGAACAGGAGGACGUUGUGACACACGCAGCAUGGCUGAACCGCUCCAGUAUACUUUACGCCGGCGAGGACAAAUGGUCGGUUGACCCCAGAGUGAGUCUGGUGACCCUGAACCAAGAGGAGUUCACCAUUAAGAUCGAAAACGUGGACAUGGCAGAUGAAGGACAGUACGUGUGUGCAGUCCAGACCAGCAGACGGCCCAGAACAACUUCAGUUCAUGUUUUAGUCCAAGUGCCUCCAAAAAUCAUCAAUCUUUCGAGGGAUCUUGUGGUGAAUGAAGGAUCUAAUGUGACCCUGCUGUGCCAAGCCGGCGGGAAACCGGAACCUUCCAUCAGCUGGAAGUUUAUCUCCAGUCCAGGUGAGGCUUUGGUCCUGCUCAUCAUUACUGCUGGAA
Messenger RNA from Cyprinodon tularosa, 717 nucleotides. RefSeq names its product opioid-binding protein/cell adhesion molecule-like. The transcript is spliced from 3 exons. The record is from RefSeq and is a predicted model, not a curated record. The annotation marks the transcript as partial. Lineage: Eukaryota; Metazoa; Chordata; Actinopteri; Cyprinodontiformes; Cyprinodontidae.